Anneissia japonica is the source of this 2590-nucleotide messenger RNA. RefSeq names its product integrin beta-1-like. Gene Ontology annotation, biological process: cell-matrix adhesion; cell migration; integrin-mediated signaling pathway. The transcript has 23 exons. The coding region runs from base 34 to 2376 and encodes 780 amino acids. Gene Ontology annotation, cellular component: focal adhesion; cell surface; integrin complex. The record is from RefSeq and is a predicted model, not a curated record. NCBI's taxonomy places the organism in Eukaryota, Metazoa, Echinodermata, Crinoidea, Comatulida, Comatulidae. Gene Ontology annotation, molecular function: integrin binding.
AUAACAUCAACGAAAGCUGUGAAUCCUUGUGUUAUGUGGCAGUCCGUUAUUUGCGUAUUUUUCUUAUGGUCACUGAGCCUUGAAGUGCAAUGUAAAGAAAGAAGAUGUCAAGAAGCCACAUCGUGUGAGGAGUGUUUUUUGAUAAAUACUAAAUGCCACUGGUGCUCGCAAGAGGGGUUCUUAGAACCAAGGUGUGAUCUAAGAGAGUCUCUGAAGAAUGCUGGUUGUAGAGCAGAAGAUCAACAGACUCCUAAUACAACCAUUCGCAAAACACGGGCUGAUAGCUUACGUGAUGCUACAGCAACAGAUAAAGUGCCAGUACAAUUAACACCUCAAGAAAUAUUCAUGAAGUUACGACCAGGAAAGAAACUGACAUUUAACAUAGAUAUUCGACCAUCUGUUGAUUUUCCUGUUGAUAUCUACUUUCUUAUGGAUUUAUCACUUUCUAUGAGGCCCUAUCUGGAUACGAUGAAAAAGAGUAUGUUUGAACUAUCCAGAGCAUUGCAAGGCGUUACCAGGGAUUUGAGAAUGGGUUUUGGUUCGUUUGUUGACAAAACAACUAGUCCAUUCUACUCACCGCUUAGUUUAAAAUAUUGUAGGUUUGCUGUGAGUGGUUGUGUAGACCCUUAUGGAUAUAAACAUUCAAUCAGUCUCAUCGAUAACAUCGCAAAAUUUGUCGCCUUGUUGCGUCAAGAGUCAAUCUCAACAAGUACGGACAUCCCUGAAGGAGGAGGAGAUGCUCUUAUGCAGGCAAUUGUUUGUACGGAAAAAAUCGGAUGGCGUCCUAAAUCACGACAUUUUAUCAUAUAUAUGUCAGAUGCAGGUUUACAUAUCGCCCUUGAUGGAAAGCUUGGUGGAAUUACAAAACCAAAUGACGGUAUGUGUCACGUGAACAAAGAAGGUUUCUACGAAUCAUCGCUAGACGUUGAUUUUCCAUCGCUUGGUCAACUACAUGAAAUGAUGUUGCAAAGAAAUAUAAUUCCUGUGUUUGCUAUUGCAAGGCAGACUUCGGAGAAACACUACCAGAAUCUUGUAAAAGAUUUCUUUCAAGGCGCUAAAGUUGCUCGUUUGACCGACAAUUCGGAAGAACUCAUUCGACUAGUUGUUGGAAGCUAUGAGGAAAUAACAUCUGAGAUCCAGCUUAUUAUUGAUAAGACAGAAGACCCAAUUCAAGUAAAGAUCACUUCAAAGUGUGGCUCACCGAAAGACAGCAAGUGCUUAAACGUUGGUCUUGGAACAACUGUCAGCUUUCAAGUAAAGGUGUCAAUAACAGAAUGUUUCAAUGGUACUAAAGAAUUGGUUAUACGGCCAGUAGGAUUUGAAGAAAAUGUUUUGUUCAAUAUUCAAAGUAGCUGUGACUGUGAAUGUUCAGGUAGAAGCAUUCCAAAUAGUCUGUAUUGUACAGACGGCAAUGGAUCGUUAUCGUGUGGAUUGUGUGAAUGUAAUCCUGGAAGAUUCGGAGAUUUUUGUCAGUGUAGCGCCACCAACGAUGUCGCCUCUGAAAACCCUGAAUUGUGCAUGACCAAUAAUUCAACUCAAAUUUGCUCAGGCCGUGGCUCUUGUACCUGUGGGCAGUGUCAAUGCAAUAUACGCCAGGAUCCAAAUGAAAUAAUAUCCGGGAAGUUUUGUGAAUGCGAUAACUAUUCCUGUAUGAAGACUGACAUCGGAAAACAGAUGUGUAAUGGCCGAGGUAAAUGCACUUGCGGUGAAUGUCAAUGUGCAGACGGGUUUACCGGCAUCCAUUGUGAAUGUCCCACAAGUAACUCCCAGUGUAUUGCGUCAACGGGUGAGAUAUGUAAUGAUGUAGGGACGUGCGAAUGUGGCAAAUGUACAUGUGAUGUAGAUUCAAUAUACUACGGUGACACCUGUGAAGAUUGUGAUGCUUGCCAGAAUGAGUGUGAUCGGAACAUUGAUUGUGUACUUUGUGAGAUUUUUGGUUUAGGACCACAGUCUCCCACAAACUGUUUAAACUGCCCGCAAGUCAUCAUACCAGUUUCUGAAGACUUUACCGACAAUGUAACACGUGUGUGCUCACUUACGGACCACGAAGGCUGUUCAGUUUCUUUCCGCUUGGAAAACAAUGGCACAUUUCAAGUCAUAUUUGCUUACACAAACAGAGUUUGUCCCGAGAAGAAUUCGGCGAACUGGGUGAUAGCUGUUGGAAUCAUUCUUGGUAUAUUAUUCAUUGGUUUGAUUUGUUUACUUUGCUGGAAACUGGCAACGUUCAUUUACGACAGGAAGGAAUACAGUAAAUUUCAACGAGAAUUACAGGGAGGCAAAAACGCUUCAAAUGAGAAUGCACUCUACAAGCCACCGAUUACCAAAAUCAGAAACCCGACGUUUGAAGGCACCCAGUUGGAUUCUGCUACAAACUAGCUCUGUUACCGCUUCUAGGCCCACCCUGAUGGAUACUGGUGCUCCAAGCCUCCCUUACCGCUUCAUGGUCCAGGUUAACCACAUAAUUCUUAUGAGCCUUACGACGUUCAUUACCAGCAAUGACAAGGAAAGAUAUCAACAUGACAUCUGGUGGCACAAAUUAUACUAUUAUGGUUCAAAUUUUGUUGUAUAAACGUUAUGACACUCACCGAUA